AGCGAGCUUGCUAUCUCUAGCAUUCUUCCCAUCCCAACAACUCAAGACAUGACAAGAGCUAACGGCGCCGUACAUGACAGCCGCCGGAGCAUGCAGCACGCGGAAGGCCCCGCGGCCGUGCUCGCCAUCGGCACGGCUAACCCGACGGGCACCAUCGUGCCCCAGGACGAGUUCGCGUACCAUUUCUUCCGCGUCACCAAGAGCGACCACCUUACUGACCUCAAGGAAAAGCUAACGAGAAUAUGCCAGAAAACAGGCAUCGAGAAGCGGCACUUCCACAUGACGGAAGAAAUGCUCCUUGCCCACCCGGAGUUCAUCGACAGAGAGCUGCCAUCUCUCGAUGCUCGCAUCGACAUCGUUGCCACCGCGGUCCCGAAGCUCGCUGAGACUGCCGCGGUGAAGGCCAUCACCGAGUGGGGCCGUCCGGCCACUGACAUCACCCACCUCAUCUUCAGCACCUACUCCGGCUGCCGCGCCCCGAGCGCCGACCUCGAGCUCUCCUCGCUCCUCGGCCUCCGCCCGACGGUCUGCCGCACCAUACUCAACCUCCACGGCUGCUACGGCGGGGGCAGGGCGCUUCAUCUGGCCAAGGAGCUCGCCGAGAACAACCGCGGCGCGCGCGUCCUCGUGGCCUGCUCCGAGAUAACCCUCGUCUGCUUCGGCGGGCCCGACGGGAGCAACCUCGUCGGCCACGCUCUGUUCGGCGAUGGCGCUGGUGCCGUCAUCGUUGGUGCCGGUCCCUUCACCGGAGAUGAACGCCCGCUGUUUGAGAUGGUCGCAGCCACGCAGACGACGAUACCGGGAACUGAGUACGCGCUCGGCAUGCAAGUCGCGGGAGGCGGCAUAGAUUUCCACCUCGCCAUCCAGGUGCCGAUGCUCCUAGGACAGAACGUCGAGCAGACACUGCUCGACGCGAUUAGGUCGGCGCUUGGAGACGACGUCGAUGUUCCAAGCUGGAACGACCUCUUCUGGGCGGUGCACCCGGGUGGCCGUCCAAUCCUGGAUAACAUAGACAAGGUGCUCAAGCUGGAGCCUGGGAAGCUGGCGGCGAGCCGACAUGUGCUGCGCGAGUACGGGAACAUGAGCGGCGCGACGAUAGUCUUCGUGCUUGAUGAGCUACGCCGCCGCAGGGAGGAGGAAGGUGACCAGCAGCCUGAGUGGGGUGCGAUGCUGGCCUUCGGACCGGGAAUCACAAUCGAGACGAUGGUGCUGCGGUCCGCAUGCGGACGUGGUCUCAAGGAAACUUAAUUACGUACAGUUCUACAUAUAUACACGCAGUAUAGAUAUCACACGUCAGUCAAAGAAAGUAAACCACGUCCUAGAUAAUAAAAUAAUGCAAAUGUAACACCCGACUGUGAUAUACUUCAUCUCUAGGUCAUGAUGGUGGAGUACAAUUUGACCAAAACGUGCAAAUUGUUCUCCCAAAUAUAUAUUUGCGUACUUAAUGGAACGGUCCUUGUGUUAGAUCUGUCAUUAUGAUUAUUUCCAGAUUUACUUCCAUAAUUGUUAAGCUUUC
This is a messenger RNA of Phragmites australis (common reed), 1516 nucleotides long. RefSeq names its product bisdemethoxycurcumin synthase-like. Gene Ontology annotation, biological process: polyketide biosynthetic process. The record is from RefSeq and is a predicted model, not a curated record. Bases 49 to 1248 code for a protein of 399 amino acids. The transcript has 2 exons. Lineage: Eukaryota; Viridiplantae; Streptophyta; Magnoliopsida; Poales; Poaceae. Gene Ontology annotation, molecular function: acyltransferase activity, transferring groups other than amino-acyl groups.